Pogona vitticeps (central bearded dragon) is the source of this 12031-nucleotide messenger RNA. The record is from RefSeq and is a predicted model, not a curated record. NCBI's taxonomy places the organism in Eukaryota, Metazoa, Chordata, Lepidosauria, Squamata, Agamidae.
AGCAGCUGCCGCUUGUAAAAGCAUCCCUACUAGCCUAUACGGGUCUCUCCUCCCCCUCUCUCUCUCUCGUUCCCAAUAGCUGCCGGCCUCGGCUGCCUCUCUCUCUCUCUCUUUGCAGCUUUGCUCGCUCAGAGGCUGGAGACGGAGGGAGGGAAAAGGAAAAGGGGGAGAAGCCGCCAUGUUGGAUCCUGAGCCUUCGGUAGCAGCGGCGGCGGCGGCGGCGGCAGCGGCAGCAGCAGGAAGAACAGCCGCUUGUGGGCGAGGAGUCCAGGCGAGCGCCGUGUGAAGGGAGCAGAGAGGAAGAGGACGACGGAAAGGAGGAAAAGGAAGCGGAGGAGGGAGGGAGGGCUGCCUAAGCCGUGACCACGUCCUCGUUGUCGUCGCCCCGUUUGGCCACACGAAGGAGAUGCCCUGACCGGGCAGCAUCUAUUCUUCCCCUGCGCUCGGGGGUGGGGGGGAGGAGAGCGAAAGCGGCAAUAACACCAGCAGCAUCUUUGGGAAGAGGAGCAAAAAAAAAGGAGCAGCAGCAUUUCUGACAUUCUGAGUCACCCUGCCCUCUCCCCCCCCUCCAAAAGGCAAACAAGGAGGAGGAGGAGGACACGCACCGACAUGGAAGGGAUUUGCUAGGAUUAUUAUUAGCCCAGCCUUUUCUUAGCUGGGCGUAUUGAUAUUUAAGGGGGAGAAAAUACUGUGGGGUUUUUUUUCCCUCUCUCCCCCACUCCACCCCGCCAGUACGUCGGGCAGAGGAUGUUUAGGAAAUGAAGCCUUCACGUUUAUUUUUGGCUAGCUGAAGCGCCUCAAGAGAAGCCUCGCUGGGCAUGGAAGCGAAGACGAGCGAGCCUUCCGCAGACAGGCAGCCCUGAGCAAGAAAGGCUCUGUUUCUGGGGACUUUUCUUCUCUUCUCCCCCCCCCACAUCUCCCCACCCCCACUCUCAGAAGAAUUGCCACUGAUGCAUUUUCCAAGGGGUGGUGGAGGUGGAGGUGACGGAGGCCGCGGCGGCGGGGAAGGUGGAGGCGGCGGCGGAUCGGCUCCCGCACUAGACCUUCCCAACGUUAUGCAUUUUGUUUUGUGCUUCCCCGUUUUCCAAUGUCUUUCUGCGGCUCUUCCCUCGGAAGUGCGUUGCUGAUACCAGUCGAAUGGGGAUUUUAUACUUCAAUGAUGGAGUAGGAUUCAUUUCAGGAUUAUGUUGCAUGAUCUGAAUUUUGAAUGAAGGAGGAGACCUUUGGGGGGGCGAAAAAGCUAUCGAUCUAGUCGAUGAGGGAAGAGAGGAUUCCGUCUUGGGUUGAAUUUUUUAAUUAUUAUUAUUAUUUAAAUGUACAAAGUAUAUAUUUUCUCUUCUUUUAAAUGUAUUAAGAGAUUUUAGGAUAAUUAUUUUUCUUUAAUAUUCUGUAUACAGUAUACUGCAGAUGUGUGUGGAAAAACCAACCAAGAUAUAGGUCUCAGAAUGGGAAUUCUGAGAUGGAUUGUACAUUCAGCACCAACCCAACAACACUGACUUUUCAAGAUAUAUUUUUAGAAACUAAUCCUUCUAAUGUUUUAGAUUUUCCAAAAAUAACUAAUAUUAAUACUAAUAAUUAAGAGAGAAGGCCUGUUGAAAACUGAAGCAACCAUGUCUGGAGAAGUGCGUCUGAGACAGUUGGAACAGUUUAUUUUGGAUGGGCCAACUCAGACAAAUGGGCAGUGCUUUAGUGUGGAAACCUUGCUGGAUAUACUCAUCUGCCUUUAUGAUGAAUGUAAUAACUCACCCCUGAGAAGAGAGAAGAAUAUUCUUGAAUACCUAGAAUGGGCCAAGCCCUUCACUUCUAAAGUGAAACAGAUGCGACUACAUAAAGAAGACUUUGAAAUCUUGAAAGUGAUUGGCCGAGGAGCCUUUGGGGAGGUUGCAGUAGUGAAAUUGAAAAAUGCAGAUAAAGUAUUCGCCAUGAAAAUAUUAAAUAAAUGGGAGAUGCUGAAAAGAGCUGAGACAGCUUGUUUUCGAGAAGAGAGGGAUGUUUUAGUGAAUGGAGAUAACCAGUGGAUUACAACAUUGCACUAUGCGUUUCAGGAUGAAAACUAUUUACUUGAAGUAAGAGGAGAAAUCAUAGAACCACAGAAAACCAGGCCUGGACUGCAGCCAGUCCAUUGCCCUGGUGAAGCUUUGAUAGUUGUGCCAGAAUUGAAUUGUGCAAGGGUAGCUAGCCCAUACUUCAUUCAAAGAAAAAGAGUGAAUUUUCUUUACAGGGAUAUCAAGCCAGACAACAUCCUGAUGGAUAUGAAUGGACAUAUUCGAUUAGCAGAUUUUGGUUCUUGUCUGAAACUGAUGGAAGACGGAACGGUUCAAUCUUCAGUAGCAGUUGGAACACCAGAUUAUAUUUCUCCAGAAAUCUUGCAAGCUAUGGAAGAUGGGAAAGGGAAGUAUGGCCCUGAAUGUGACUGGUGGUCCCUUGGUGUUUGCAUGUAUGAAAUGCUUUAUGGAGAAACACCCUUUUAUGCCGAGUCCCUGGUGGAGACCUAUGGAAAGAUCAUGAACCAUAAAGAGAGGUUCCAGUUUCCUCCCCAAGUGACAGAUGUGUCUGAAAAUGCCAAGGAUCUAAUUAGAAGGCUCAUCUGCAGCAGAGAACAUAGACUUGGGCAAAAUGGGAUAGAAGACUUCAAAAACCACCCAUUUUUUUCAGGAAUUGACUGGGAUAACAUUCGAAAUUGUGAAGCACCUUAUAUCCCUGAAGUCAGCAGUCCAACAGAUACAUCAAACUUUGAUGUAGAUGACGAUUGUUUGAAGAAUUCUGAAACAAUGCCUCCACCAACACACACUGCAUUUUCUGGCCAUCAUCUGCCAUUUGUGGGAUUCACAUACACAAGUAGCUGUAUCCUUUCAGACCGCAGUAGCCUAAGAUUUGCAGCUGGGCAACGUACUAUGAACCUUGAUGCCAGCGUUCAGAGGACACUUGAGGAUACCUUAGCUACAGAAGCUUAUGAGAGGCGUAUAAGGCGCCUGGAGCAGGAAAAGCUUGAACUUAGCAGAAAACUCCAAGAAUCUACACAAACAAUCCAGGCCAUGCAUUAUUCAACUGUAGAUGGUCCAUUAACAGCUAGCAAAGAUUUAGAAAUUAAAAGCCUAAAAGAAGAAAAUGAAAAGCUGAAAAAACAGGUGUCUGAUUCUGGGCGAUUGGAACAGCAACUUGAAGAAGCCAGUUCUGCAAGACAAGAGUUAGAAGAUGCUGCCAGACAAAUCAAGGCCUUUGAAAAGCAAAUCAAAGCACUAAAGCAAGACAGGGAAGAUCUUAAUAAGGAGCUAAUUGAGUCUAGUGAAAGAUUAAAGGCCCAAACCAAAGAGUUGAAAGAUGCACACAGUCAGCGGAAACUGGCCAUGCAGGAAUUCUCUGAGAUGAAUGAGCGACUUACAGACCUACAUUCACAAAAACAGAAACUUACCCGUCAGGUCAGAGAUAAGGAAGAAGAGAUGGAAGUGGUGAUGCAAAAAAUAGAAAAUUUGAAGCAAGAGCUGCGCAGAACAGACAGAAUGAAAAAGGAACUGGAAGUACAUGCUGAAGCUGCAGCUGCAGAGGCAUCUAAGGACAGGAAGUUGCGUGAGCGAAGUGAACAGUAUUCUAAGCAGCUGGAAAAUGAAUUAGAAGGACUAAAGCAGAAACAAAUGGGUCGCUCCCCUGGAGUGAGUAGCACGGAACAUCAGCAAGAGAUCACUAAAUUGAAAGCUGACUUGGAAAAGAAGAAUGUUUUUUAUGAAGAAGAACUGUCUAAACGAGAAGUAAUGCAUUGCAAUGAAAUAAAAAAUCUGAAGAAAGAACUGCGUGAUGCAGAGAGUCAACAACUUGCUCUCAAAAAAGAGAUCCUAAUCUUGAAAGACAAGUUAGAAAAAACAAGACGUGAAAGCCAAACUGAAAGGGAGGAAUUUGAAACAGAGUUCAAGCAGAAGUAUGAAAGAGAGAAGAUUCUACUGACAGAAGAGAACAAAAAGCUUUCCAGUGAACUUGAUAAGCUUACAGCUAUGUAUGAAAGAUUAAGUAUGAAUAACCGGCAACUGGAAGAAGAGAUGAGAGAUCUUGCUGACAAAAAGGAAUCUGUGGCACACUGGGAAGCCCAAAUCACCGAGAUCAUCCAGUGGGUGAGUGAUGAGAAGGAUGCACGGGGUUAUCUCCAAGCCUUAGCCUCCAAAAUGACUGAAGAGCUAGAGGCCCUAAGGAACUCCAGUCUGGGCGCAAGAGCAACAGAUAUGCCAUGGAAGAUGCGCCGCUUUGCAAAAUUGGACAUGUCUGCAAGGUUGGAGCUACAGUCAGCUCUUGAUGCUGAAAUACGAGCCAAACAAGCUAUUCAAGAGGAGUUAAAUAAAGUUAAAGCUUGUAGCAUUGCAACAGAAUGCAAACUACAGGAAGCUGAGAAAAAGAACUCUGAGCUGUUAUCAGAAAUUGAGAGACUGAAAAAAGAGACAGAAGAACUCCAGUCAGAAAAGGGUGUAAAGCACCAAGAUUCACAGAAUUCUUUCUUGGCAUUUUUGAAUGCUCCUACCUCUGCUCUGGAUCAAUUUGAAGAUUCCUUUUCUUCUUCAUCAUCCUCAUUGAUUGAUUUUAUGGAUGACCGCUCUCCUUCCUGUAUUCCAGCUCACAAAGGCAGACGUGUAAGAGGAAGUCUUGCUAUUGAUUCUGUUGAAAAUUUUACCUUAUCUAAUACGCCUUCGCGGGAUGAAGAUAUCAAGUGUCACCUUCAUUCAAGAUCUAGGUCCCCUUCCACAGCUAGUGACAUUGAACCAAUUGAGGUUUCAGAUCAUCCUCUGCGUCCAGUUCAUACACCAACCAUGAGAUCACCAUAUAUUGGUUCAGGACUCUCUGUGCCAAAGCCGAAAGCCCAUCAAUUUGUAGUGAAAUCCUUUAACACCCCUACUAAAUGCAAUCAAUGCACAUCUUUGAUGGUUGGCUUAAUCAGACAGGGUUGUACCUGUGAAGUGUGUGGAUUUUCAUGCCACGUGACAUGUGCAGACAAGGCACCAGCAGUGUGUCCAAUCCCACCUGAACAGACCAAAGGUCCCCUGGGUAUUGAUCCGCAAAAAGGCAUAGGAACUGCCUAUGAAGGGCAUGUCCGAGUUCCUAAACCAGCUGGAGUAAAGAAAGGCUGGCAGAGAGCACUGGCUGUUGUCUGUGACUUCAAGCUUUUUCUUUAUGAUAUAGCGGAAGGAAAAGCAUCCCAGCCCAGUGUGGUAGUGAGUCAAGUUCUUGAUAUGAGGGAUGAAGAAUUCUCAGUGUGUUCUGUCUUGGCAUCUGAUGUCAUCCAUGCAAAUCGAAAGGAUAUUCCUUGUAUAUUUAGAGUUACAGGUUCUCAGCUGUCGGCAUCAGGUAACAAGUGUUCAAUCCUGAUCCUAGCUGACAGUGAGAAUGAAAAGAGCAAAUGGGUAGGAGUCCUGAAUGAAUUGCACAGGAUUUUAAAGAAGAACAAGCUCAAAGACCGCUCAGUCUACGCUCCAAAAGAAGCCUAUGACAGCACCUUGCCCCUCAUUAAAACCACCCAGGCAGCUGCAAUCAUAGAUCAUGAAAGGAUAGCUCUGGGUAAUGAAGAAGGGUUAUUUGUGGUGCACGUUACCAAGGAUGAGAUAAUUCGUGUUGGUGACAACAAGAAAGUUCAUCAAAUUGAGCUCAUCCCAAGUGAACAGCUUAUUGCAGUGAUCUCAGGACGAAACCGUCAUGUGCGGCUGUUUCCUAUGACAGCCUUGGAUGGACGAGAGACUGACUUUUACAAACUGGCAGAGACAAAGGGUUGUCAGACCAUAGUUUCUGGACAAGUGCGCCAUGGAGCUGUUACUUGCCUGUGUGUGGCAAUGAAAAGACAGGUCCUCUGCUAUGAACUAAACCACAGCAAAACACGACACAAAAAGAUUAAAGAAAUCCAAGUGGCUGGGAAUGUCCAGUGGAUGGCAAUCUUUAGUGAGCGGCUCUGUGUGGGCUACCAGUCAGGAUUCUUAAAAUAUCCUUUGCAUGGAGAAGGAAACCCACAUAGUUUGCUGCAUCCAGAUGAUCACACACUGUCAUUCAUUGCACAGCAAUCAACCGAUGCCAUCUGUGCAGUUGAAAUCUCAAAUAAGGAAUACCUGCUGUGUUUUAGCAGCGUGGGGGUUUACGUAGACUGCCAAGGUCGAAGGUCCAGGCAGCAGGAACUCAUGUGGCCUGCAACUCCUUCCUCUUCCUGUUACAAUGCACCAUACCUCUCAGUAUACAGUGAAAAUGCAGUUGAUAUAUUUGAUGUGAACUCAAUGGAGUGGAUUCAGACUAUCCCCCUCAAGAAGGUACGCCCUUUGAACACAGAAGGAUCACUAAAUAUCCUAGGCCUAGAAACAGUUAGAUUAAUAUAUUUCAAAAACAAGAUGGCGGAGGGUGAUGAGUUGGUGGUUCCGGAGACAUCGGAUAACAGCCGGAAGCAGAUGGUCCGAAAUAUCAACAAUAAACGGCGUUACUCGUUCAGAGUGCCUGAGGAAGAGAGGAUGCAGCAGAGGAGGGAGAUGCUGCGAGAUCCAGAAAUGAGGAAUAAAUUAAUUUCUAACCCAACUAACUUUAACCACAUAGCACAUAUGGGCCCAGGAGAUGGAAUACAGAUCCUCAAAGACCUGCCUAUGAACCUUCGACCUCAGGAAAGUCGAGCCAUGUUUAGCGGUUCUGUCAGUAUCCCAUCAAUCACGAAAUCCCGCACAGAACCAGGACGCUCCAUGAGUGCUAGCAGUGGUUUAGCAUCAAGGUCAUCUGCGCAAAACGGCAGUGCUUUGCGGAGGGAAUUCUCAGGCAGUAGCUAUGGAGCAAAGCGUCAGCCGAUGGCAUCCCCUUCCGAUGGCUCCUUGUCCUCUGGCGGUUUGGACCAAGGCAGUGAUGCCCCAGCGAGGGACUAUGAGCGAGAGGACUCAGACUCUCCAAGGCAUUCAACAGCUUCGAACAGCUCCAACCUGAGCAGCCCUCCCAGCCCCAUCUCUCCUCACAAGACCAAGAGCCUCUCUCUGGAGAGCUCUGACCACGUGAGUUGGGACACAUGAACUGCUUCAGCAUUCAGAUCUGACAUCUCAGCAGCUUACGGUCCCCCUGAUUCUCCAUUGUCUCCUCACCCCUCUGCUUCUCUCCAGAAACAAACUGUGGGAGGGAGGGAGGAAAAGAACCUAUUUGCCUUCUCUGGCACAAGCAGCGAACGGUCACCACUCCCCCCACUUCUCAUUUCAUAGUAACAGCAAGCAAGAGAUAACCAUGGGGGAUGGUGGUGGGGUGGCGUACAGGAAAUAUCAGUAUAUUUGUAUUUUAUUUCAUAGGAUAACAGCUGUUUAUAUUAUUAUGGGCCUAUUCCACACCACACCACCACUCCAGACAAAAGACGAUAAUGUAGACUGACCAAAACACAACCUGUAAGAGAAAACGAGAUAGAUUUUGCUUUCACACACACACACACACACAUACAGAAACACUCCUCAUAUUCUAUUUUUUCAAGAUUAGCACAGCAACACCCCCCUUCUGUCUCUGGUGAUGGGGCACAGUCUGCCCUGCAGGGGCAGAGGCACAUGCUUUCAGCCAGCCACUCUGUUUGAAUGUCAAUAUGAUGGUUGCCAGCAAAUCCAUACUGAUUUUUUAAAAAAUGAUGCAUAUUUUACUAAAGUACAGAGUUUAAGUAAAUACACAAAAUUAAGAGUUAGUACGUAUGUAUAUAAUAAAAGAAGCAGCAGAAGAUGGAUUCCUAUUUAAGAGAUCCUUUAAUUUAAAAAUACUUGUAUUGUUCCCUUUAUCAUUGUAAGUAAUCUAUGGAUUGAGGGUGUGAUCUGGAUAUAGAACAUGGGAUAGAUAAAAACAGAGCCUGGAGGAAGACUUCAUCCUCACAAAGCGCUCUGUAAUAGUCCUUCUUAGCAGUAGAACUAAAGCCAUAGUCCUCAUUUAUAAGCUGCCUCUGCCUUUAGUCUGCAGUGUAUUUCACUCUACAAGAAAAACCCAAGAUUUAGCCAUUUGUAAGUGUGAGGUGGGCUCAAGGACAGAGCCAUUAUGUAGCCCUGAGCAACAGCGGAGUAAGGCCAACUAAAUUCAGCACAAAUACAUGAGAAAUUUUAAAAGAAUUGGUGGAGCUGGAGUUUAAGAACAACCUGACCAUUUCAUAACCAGUCUUUCUUGUGUGCAGCAUCUAUUCAUAUGAGAUUAUCUGCAUCAAGCAAAUGCAAACCAUGUUAGGUGUGAAAUAGCUUCUUUCUCUUGCACAUUUAAACCUAAAGAUCUGCUAUUGACAAUUAUACAUUGCUGAAACACUAGAAGAUUUAUGGUCUGAAGAUUUUUGCUGCUGUCAUCUCCCCAUCCCAAAUGGCCUGGUGCUUAACGUUAUUGUUUUAAAAUAUUGUGGUGGUCGGAACCCAGCAAAGCCGUUGGCAGGGCAAAACAUUUAUCUCUGCAGAGUACACAGCAGAAACACAUUGUCACCUAAAUAAGUUCUAUAAAAUUCAAACUCUAGAUAUAGGGUGAGAACAAAAGUCAACUUUUUCCUAUCCCUUUCUUCUUGAGCAACUUAAGUAUAAUUGCAUUCUCAAACAAAAUUAGUAUUUUUUCUCCUUCUAAUUACUUCUACUUUUAUACCAGUGUCAGGCCCAGGUAAAUGAAGAAUUUGUAUGGUAGUGUUUUUUUUUCAAUGUAUAGUAUAAUAUCCUGGAACUUCAUGGCUAACAUCCAGUCUUUCUAGUCACUUCUGAUCAGCAGUUAAAGCAACAGAUGUGCAAAUACUGUAAUGGGAGUUUUUCAAGUUCUUUCUGAAAAUUGCUGCAAUCAUGGAAGGAAGGGUGCAAGCUAAAUAGUGCUAUAAGAUGCAUUUAGUCAUCUAGUUCUUUUGAGUCUGCUAGUUGUUGGUUCCAUGUGUUUUGCUGCAUUCAGUAGAUUGCCACAUGCAGAGCUUCCAUUUGGCUGUUUACACUGAUGGAAGAGACUGGGGCAGUGGGGAGGCGUAAAGCUUUCUUAUUAAAUAUGGUGGCCUAAUCCAGUCUGUUGAACUUGGCUCAUCAAUAAUUUCACAAUUUGUAUGUGUAAAAACAAGAGAGAUCUAAAACUUUGCCUUUCAUAGCAGCCAUUUAUUCAUGUCAACUUCCCCAUGAAGAAGCCUUUUGGAAACGGUCAGGGCAUGGCAUGGGCAUCUUUCAAAAUCCUUUGGCAUCUUUUCCUUACAUUUGCUACACAUAGGUUCUGUUGCAAUCCUCUUCCUUGUGAUACCUCUUUAUGCCUAGCCACUGUUUGGUACCUUUAUAGAGUUUAGCAUUAGAAUGUCUCCUUGUUCUGUUUCAGGUAUGAUCUUGCUUAAAGAUUAUCAUAUUAAAAAGGCAUUAAGAUUUCCAGGCCUGAAUGAUACAGGUGGUCUGAAUAAUCUUCUUCUUCAGGUAUUAUCUCAAAGUCUCCAGCAAUUCCUGUGACCAUUGGUUCUGAGCAUGAAACCUGUAUUCUUAGCAAAAUGCAGCUGUAGAUACAAGAUGCGAUUACAAAAAAAAUUACACUGAGGGUUACAUUUGUGUGUAUUAUUGGGCCAUUUCGCAAAAUCACUGUCCUUUGUUAGGAUAUCGUCAUCCUUGGGCACAGUUGUAUAGUAUAAACCUUUCCAGCUAUGCCUAAUACAUGCUCUUCUAUAUGCUCUCAUCUCUGAUGACAUUGAGAUAUCUUGCUCUACUUUUGCUGAAUUUCCAUUCGUAUGGUGACAUUUCUGCAAGCACUUUGGUAAUCUUGAACUAUCCUGACUAAUUUGUUAGCAUCUCUUGUGUUCGCAGUUUGAGGCUGUGCUUUCACUACAUAAGAUGCUUUGGGUUGAUUCAGCCAUCUCACUUAUUGCUUCAUUAUUCUUGAGGCCCAAUAAAUCAGGUUUUGAUUGUAAAAUAACCUUGAUAUUACAACUGUUGCAUCAGGCUCCACUGCAUAUAUAUUUUUUCUAUUGAACAUUCAAAAUCUGAGCAUAUCAUUCAUGUUUCUUUUCAAAACACAUUCCUGUUAUAGUAUUACUUUGUAUUCUUCUGAGUCAGUCUCUCAUUAGUUGGCUUCUUUUAAGGGUUAAUUUGUGUGUUGGUUGUUUUGUGUUUCUAACUUGCAUUUUUUUUUAGAACAAGAUGCUUGGGUUUGGGGAAAAUACAGUUGACAUUUGUGUUAAACACUCAGGUAUUUGAAAGCAGCAGGAUGUCUUCAUAUGAUAAACAUGAAAUGCAAUAAUGUAUUUUGGGGCAUGAGGUUCAUCACAGACACAUCUAUGAAACAAACAAAUCUUUUCUUCUGUAAUAGUGAAGAUAUGGAUGAUAGAUUGAGUUUAGGAUGGUGGUUUGAAGUUUUGAAUGUGGAAAAACAUUAGUGUCUUUUGAGACCAUGAAUUUUUAAACAAAACACCUAACUGCAGUACCUCAGUUUCUUCUUCUGGUGUCUUGUUAAAUCAGAGGAAAAACUGGGAACCCCAGAGCUGGCUUGUUGGCAUUUUAUUAGCCUUAGGAAAUUUCACUAUGGUGUGAAAAUUACCUCUGUACAACCUGGGUUCCAUAUAUGGAUGCCCUGCUUGGAGACCUCAGGAAGUGCAUAAGCCUUGGGGAAAAUGUUACUCCAAGUGCAAUAAGGUUUUGUGCCUAGAAACUAAUAAAGGCACUAUUAGCCUGUUUCAUUCCAAAAGUUCAUCAAACUUUUCCUGGAAUAUCAAGCUGGGCUUCUAACUCCUAGUCUACAAGGGGGCCUUCAGAAAUCAGAUAUGCUGUAGAUUUUCAACCUUUAAGACCAUGUUGUGCAUUAUGGCAAUUUCACACUACGUGUCACCUUUUUUUUUUAAUGAAAAUUCUCCCAUUGGGCAUAAAAACUUCUUUCAUUCAUAAGGAAGCAAUUCACAACCAAAAAGCAGUAUUGGUAUUUCACAGCAAUUAUACCUGCUUUUUUAUGUAUGAUGGUUUCAUAACAUUUAUUUUUUAAAAAGAUAUUUUUAGGGAUUUUUUGCAUUGUAAUAUUAUUGUACAGUUUUGCAUGGCCUAGAUGUAAUCACUUUUUUGUUUUGUUUUAGAGUAUAAAAGCUGACAAGUGUGCGUGUGGGAAAAGAUUCUGCUUUUUGCUUCUUCUCACUCUUGUUUUGAUUUUAUGCCCUCACUGUUGUAGAGGACAUUGUAAGAGAUUCUCUGCUCCAGAACAAUGAUGUAGAUUCUAUUGCACAGAAAUAUUUAAGGUGGAUCAGUCAGUGAUGUAAUAAAUGACGGGCCACCAAUAUUUUAUGUUGGUAACACUUAAUAUUAACCUUACUUUGAUGUAUUGCAAUAAAACAGGGAACUAUUAGAAAUACAGAUGGUUUGUCUUUUUUCCCCUUCCCAUCAGAUUAUUCUUCAAUGGGUAAGUGGGCUGGGGGGAAAUGAUGAAGUAACAGUUUAAAAUGAGUCCUUAAAAGCUGUAGUCUUUGCUUUAGAUGUGUUGGCAUAGAACACUUUGGAAGACUAAACGUGUUCUCUUGCUAUAUUUAGUCACCUCAAGGCCACAAGGCUUCCCAGUCAACAAUGCAGUAAGGGGGGAUAUGUGGACAGCAGAGAGGGGAGAAAAUGGAUGUCGGUGAAAAUGAUUAGGAGGACUGUAUAAUAUGAGUAAAAUUCAAAGGAUUACUAGUUUGAGAGGUACAGAAAUUUCUUAGCAGUUACGUGAUAUACUCUUCUGCAAAUAUUCUGCAAAACCAUGUAGCCCAAAUCAGUCAAGGAGGGGGGAGUGGAGCACGUUUUAUGUAGAUUUCAGCCUACAGGCAGACUGAAGUGCAGCUACCUUUUGCCUCAAAAUGAAUGUUAGCCACUUCCAUUUAAUGAUAGCACAACAAGACUGACUGGAACAAUAACUUGCUAUUUGGUUCACGGGGUUGUUUUUCUGUUAGAAGCAGCCCUGAUGAGCAGGUUAAGGCAGGAAAGUGAUGAGCAAGGACACUUCUCUCUCUGCUGUUUGCCAAAGAAAAUCUAGCCUUGCACUGCCACUUGUGAAGGUUCUCUUUGCUGCAAGUAUGCCUUAUGGGCAAAAACCAAGUGGGGAGGACAUUUGGUAAGUGGGUGAAACCUCCUUCCUGUUCCUUUUU